GCAACCUAUCCUAGUCCUAGCCAGCUACUCGAUCUUGUACUGACGAAUAGCUGCUUGGCCGUACCGUAGCUGAUCUACUAACCGGCCUUAGCUAAUUAGCUAGCUAGGGAAACAUCGAGCACCAUGGCUGCUCUGCUAGCCAAGUGCCUCGUGCUGUCCCUCUCCGUCACGCUCCUCUCUCUGCUAUGCGGCGGCGGCGCCACCGCCAUGGGCCUGCCCCCGCCUCCGGCCACGGUGAACUUCAGCAUCGCGGUGCAGGGCAUGGUGUGGUGCAAGGGCUGCAAGUACAGCGGCUACAACGCCCCCAUGGAUGCCUCCCCGCUCGAAGGCGCGGCGGUGGAGCUGCGGUGCAGCCACGGUCCGCGGCGGACAAAGCUGGUGCCGGGGGUGACAUGGCAGGGCGGCUACUUCCUCAUCGAGUCGUCGCAGCUGACGUCCUUCACCAUCGACGAGUGCAAGGUGUAUGUGACGGCCUCCCAUUCGCCAUUGUGCGACCUACCCGUGCCAGAGAACCCGGGCGCCGGAAAGGGGCUGCCGCUCAAGUUCGAGCGCUUCGACAAGCGUGCCGACGGCCUCCAGGCGAUCUACUCCGCCGGCAACUUCUUCUUCCAGCCCGAGUACCCCAACAAGUGCUACUGAUACAUACGUCCAUCGUGCGUUCGUCGUAUUCCACCUCAUGGAUACAUGUAGUUCUAGGUGUAGAACAUGGUGCACCGUACGCACGGAUGCAAGUACUUGAAUAAAUGGAUGAUGCGAUUAGUUAACUGUUGGAUAUUAGUACUACCGGGGAAAUGUAGUGUGUCACACUUGUCAGGUUGGCUUCUAAGUUUCUUCGGUUACAGUUGUUUACUUAUUUAUGUAACUCGAUGGUCGGAAUGUCCGUGUAUCUUCUUUCUGCAUUAUUAGGAUGUUUAAAGUUCGCCAUGUGUGAAUGGUGUUGCACGGGUUCUUUUUGUAAUUUUCGAAAAAAAAAGAGUUCUUUUCUCUAA
Lolium perenne is the source of this 989-nucleotide messenger RNA. Its product is annotated as non-classical arabinogalactan protein 31. Lineage: Eukaryota; Viridiplantae; Streptophyta; Magnoliopsida; Poales; Poaceae. Gene Ontology annotation, cellular component: cell periphery. The record is from RefSeq and is a predicted model, not a curated record.